AUGGAGCAAGUAUCGCGGAAUAUAGAACUUUUGCCCGAGGAGACCCUCGUGCGCAUUGGGAAAGGCCCGCUGGUGAAGUUCACCAAUUCUUGUGAAGAUAUUGAGAAAGUGAGCCGAGUCUUCCAGUCGCUACUGAAGACAUAUUCUACGGCUUCUCUUUCUCAUCCGCACACCACUGCUGCGUGUAAUGCAAUCAGUGCCUUUUUGGACGCUGCGCGGACCUCCACCCGUGAGGGAACGAGGCAGCUAGCCCGCUCUGAUGAAACUUGGCUAUCUGUAUUCGAGGUCUUCAUGACCCGGUACAAGGAUGUCAAGCCCAAGCCGAUGAAGCAGGUGCUGGAGUCGCUGGUUGCCCUGUUGGCCAAGACUCGUCAAGAGAUUGACCGGUCCGCGCUCCGCCAGAAGAUCGUUGAGGCUACGAUCCCUAGCAUCGUCCUUGGCGAGCCUCGUGCUCGACUGAAGGCUUCUUUCGCCUCUCUAGAGAUGCUUUUGCGCAAGAGUGCCAUCACGCCGUUAGAGCUGGUCUCACUGACGGACCAGUGGCUUGUAGAUCACUACGAACAGUGGACGGCGCUUUUCAAGGAGGACUGCAAAGCUCUGUCUAUUGAUUUCUCCCAGUAUCUUCAGAAAGGUUCUGGCAGGGAGACGUACCAGAUAGCAGCUCAGAUUCUGGUCCUGGGAAUGCUGGCUCGCGCUACCAAAGCGGAGCUUGCUGCCUCUUCAGGUGACACUUUGGCGGCAUUUCUCCAGAGAGUGAAGGCUUCGCCAGACGCUCAGGACUUGAAGUCUGUUUGGGUGGCACCCGUUCGCCAUGUGUCGUUGCGCAACCUGGAUAACCUGGAGUAUAUGUCCAACUAUGUUCUCCAGCCGUCGUUCGCGACUGAUCCGGCUGGCUUCAAGUCGUUCAUUGAGCGGCUACCUCUGAGCAGUCUUCUGGCUGGCGAUAUGAGCGAUGCCCCGCUGGCGGAGUUCAUGCUAUUAUUCGCUUCGUUGCAAAUCGCCAAGAAAAUCGGGCUGAUUCACGAAGAUCAUUAUAUCCCCAAGGCUGGGGCCAGCGACGAAAAUGUUCUUGUCUUGAAGAGCGAAACCAUCGGCCAGUUCCUCUUCCAUCGCGAUAUCACUAUCAGAAUCGCGACACUUUCCCUGCUGAUCACUGCGCCCUCCACGACAAGGCCAGUGUCUUCUGCAACAAUGAAUGCCAUUCUUAGCGGACUGCCGUCUAUGCACACCGAGUCGGACUCCUAUUCAAGAGGCGAGAUCUUGAGUCUGAUUCGCAAAUUGAUAAUCCGACUCAAGGGAGGACUCUUGGAAGAUCAGGACGGCCUGACCGAGCAGAAAGCCCCAGCGAACAAAAAGCAGCAGCCCAAGCUUGCUCGGAACGACACCACCACUCGGGCGUGUAUGCAACAUUAUGUGGAUUUCUUGAAGGCCGACCUGCGCCCCACGGCUUCUUACCCACGCCACGUUUCCGCGCUGAAGACCUUGAUACUCCUCCUCCAAUCCGGUCUCGAUUCUCGACUCAAACCAUCGGAUGGUGUUAAGACAAAGUGGCUCUGCAACGUGGAGGUGUAUGAGCCUACUUUGCUGAGACUGCUGGUUGAUCUUCUGCUCGAUCCAUUCGAGGAGGUACGCGCUACUUCGCUUUACAUUCUGAACCUCUUCCCACGGGAGGUAUUAUUCGACAACGACAAGCAAGCUGGCGUACCACAAAUCAUUGAGGGUCUCGCAAAGGCCGAACAACUGGCAAGCAACACCAGCAGAGCUGACUUUGCAGACACCGUUGCUCGUCUAUACCAUAUCCUCUUCCGCGCAGCCGCCGUGGAUGGUGCAAGUGACGCUGCACGCUGGUGGGAGAACAAGUCCAUGGUUGUCGAUACCCUUCUGAAGAAGUUGGAGCAAAAGCUCUCCCUUGCCGGCGGCCUGUUUAACUCUUCUAUGCGAGACGCACCUUUGCAUGGAUAUGUAUCCGCUUUGAGGUACAUUGUUGCGACCCCCAAUUUCUACUCGUUUGUUUCCAGCAAGGAAUCAUCAUAUGAAAAUUGGAAGGCUAUUCAUCUCAGGAUCGUGCAAGUCUGCGACAAGAUUUGGAACGAGGUUAAGCCUGUUCUUUGCAUCGACUCGCCGGAAGGCCAUACGGAUGAGCCCAUUGAGGAGCUUGGUGUCGGUCCUAAGGAUAUCUUGUCUUACUCAUGGCGUGCUCUUCGCGAAUCAAGUCUUCUCCUGCAUGCCUCACUUUCCAACAAAACGUACGGCCCGCAAGGCGAGUCUGGAUUGACGGUCGAGCAUUUUGAGAAAAUCGGAACACUCAGCUUCAUCCAACUUGCUGAACUCCGGCACAGAGGUGCCUUCUCCACUGUGUCUCAGACAUUUGCUACUUGCUGUCAGCGGUGCGGCCAGUCAACCAGCGAAGAGAUUUUCGCCCUGCCCAGUCGGUGGUACCAGGAAGCGAAGAAAAUCAUCUUCGAGUCCGCUUCGAAGCUUACACGUCGCUCAGCUGGUCUGCCAGCUUUGAUUGUCGGUAUCCUUUCAUCAAAGCCUGGUGGUCCGCUCUUCCAAACCGUCAUCAAUGAGCUGCAUGAAAUCUCUCAUCUUCCCGCGGAACAUGAUAAGUCGAGGCAAGACGUACCGUUGCCACAGGUGCAUGCAAUGAACUGUCUGAAAGACAUCUUCACCAACAACAAGCUUGGUCCCCACACGGAGCCUUUCAUUAUGCCUGCCUUGAGGCUCUCGGCUGAACGGCUGGGGUCGCCUAUAUGGGCACUCCGUAACUCCGGACUGAUGCUGUUCCGUGCUUUGUUGACGCGCAUGUGCCGCACUGGUACUGGACUAGGAUUCGGUGGAGCUUCAGGCUCAGAACCAGGUGCCAGGGUUUCCUUCCAGAAGUAUCCUGGCCUCUUUGAACUCCUGCCGACCCUUCUCAGCCCAUCGGACCAGAGCAACGCCAAUGACGGCGAUAAUGCUAUGGUUACGGAGCGUGUUUUCCCAGCUUUGGAGCUCAUCGCAGAGAAGGUACCCAAUGUCACCGGAGUUGAUGACGAUGUGCUCCGUGGACUUGUCAGAGAACAGUUCAAGAGUCCAGUGUGGGGUAUCAGAGAACAUGCAGCCCGAGUUUAUGCUUCAUUGCUGAACCGUUCGGAUGUCCUGACCAGCAUCAAGGCGUUGUUGAAUGAUAAGAGAGACACGAAGACCCAAGACUAUCUCCACGGAGAAGCCCUUUGCAUCAAGUACUCUCUUAGGAGAUAUGCCUCGAGCUCUCUCUCUUUCUGGAACGAGCACGUUGAUGAGGUAUUGUCUACCCUGAAAGACGUCUUUGCAGCAUCCUUCCCGUUUGCAGAGUCUCCGUUCGUGGCCAGUAUUCUGUUGGAGGUUCUUGGCGAUGUCAUCGAAAAGUGCAUAGAAUCAGGAGCGGAAGGACAAAUGGCUUCGACGCUUAACUAUCUCUGCGAAGCUUAUUCUUUCGCCGCCAUCCGGGAGUUCUUGUUCGAUUCUUCGCAUCCUUCCUGGAAGACUCUGAGCACCACACGCGCUCCCUCUCUUCUCCGUCGGGCCAUCUCAUGGGUCACUGUCCUGCAGAUGUUCAUUACGAACAAAUUGUCCGAAGUCGAGCCACUUCUUGGAGAUAUUUCGCGCUUCGACCCCAAUGCUGGUCAAUGGUUGUUGGAGCGCAUCCAGGAGAUCAUCGGCGAGCGAGUCCAGUACAGACGAGCUCUGAUUGACCUUUAUUAUACCGUUAUCCUUGGCGCUUAUCCAGAGGAAGUCAAAGCAGUAGCGAUCACAUGCCUGGCAUCUGCUCUGUCGUUUGUCCUCGACUUCCACAAUGACACUGUCUCUCAAACCGACCUUUCAUGGGCAUCCUUGGAAAAGCACCUCAAGCACGCUUCUACCGAGCACAUAUGGAACAGGGACCGAUCGGACGCCGAAUUGGUUCUUGAGGGAUGUCUUCUUGCCCUGAAGACGAUCUCCGGUGGCCAGAGCUCAGAGCUGAACAUCCUUGAAUGGGCCACACGGCUCCAGUCCGCCAUGCAAGAGGAGACAGAAUUCACUACGCGCUUGGCUGCCGUAUCAUCCGUCACGGCGUUCGCGCGCAUCCUGCGCCCUGCUGGCAGCUCCCCUCGCACCGACAGUGUCUUGUUGGAGAUCUACCUGGUUCUAUACGACAUGCUGAAUGACGACGAUGAGGAACUGCGCGAUCUUGCCGCAUCGACCGCCUCCUGGGUCCUGUCAUGCUCCUCUGUCUCUCCAACAAAGGCAGUUGCGCUAUCUCCUCUGAACGCAAGCGAGCUCCUUUCGAAGUUCAUUGCCGAGAACUACGCCAGCUCACGCCUCCUCUGCCAGCGGUCCAUGGCGUACAUUGCCGACCAGGAGCCUAGACUUAGCAGCGCCACCCCUAAGUUCGUUUCCUUUCUCAGCCGUCUUUCUGAGCUCCGAAAGGAAAGCACCAUUCUCUUUGAAGAAGAAAAGCAGAACCUCUUCAUCGACGAAGUUCGCGAAGUAGACGUUUGGUCCGCGAGGUUGCGUCAGCUGAACGAAUCUUCCUACGAUGAGAGCUCACUCAACGCACUUUUCAGUUGGGUGUCCAAUGGACUGGCCUCCCUUGAGGAGAUUCUCGCAAAGGAAACUGAAAGGGAUGGGCUUCUGGGCUGGGCCUCGAAGCCUGAGACGUUCACUCUGGGUGUACGGGUUUUCAGUGUUGCGGGUGCCGUGAUCUCGAAUGAUUCUGCGGCGUCGAGACUUUUGAGUCAGGAACAGAUUGCUUUGUUGAAGGAGAAGCUCCAGGCGCUGCUUACUUCUGGCGAAGAGUCUUUGUUGCAUGAUGAUUGGGUCUCACGGAUACAGGCUGCCUUGGAAUUGUCAUGA
Messenger RNA from Aspergillus neoniger CBS 115656, 4857 nucleotides. Its product is annotated as THADA/TRM732 family protein. Gene Ontology annotation, biological process: tRNA methylation. Lineage: Eukaryota; Fungi; Ascomycota; Eurotiomycetes; Eurotiales; Aspergillaceae. Bases 1 to 4857 code for a protein of 1618 amino acids. Gene Ontology annotation, cellular component: cytosol. The transcript has 10 exons. The record is from RefSeq and is a predicted model, not a curated record.